CAAUUAACCUAAUUCGCAGCCUCCAUCUUCCUCUUCCUUUUUUUUUUGCUUUUACUCGUUUCCUUAACCUACAAUGGCUACAAGUGCGAAUACAAUGGCUACAAGUGCGAAGUUUAGCUUGAAACUUCUCGUCGAUGAGAAGAAAAACAAAGUUGUGUUGGCUGAGGCCGGUCAAGAUUUUGUGGAUGUGCUCUUCGGUCUCAUGACACUCCCAAUGGGGACUAUUGCAAGAUUGUUGGCGAAGCAUCAGAAGCUACCACAAUUCCUAGGUUGUUAUAAGAAUCUUAAUCGAAGUGUUUCAGAUAUGGUCAUUGAUGAUUUUGAGACCGAGGCUUGCAAGAGUAUGUUGCUGUCUCCCAAGAGUUCGCAUGAGAUCCAUUGCAGAAGACUCACGCUAAAUAUCGAUGAUACUCAGGCCACAAAUUUCUACGUGUGCCCUAAAUUGUAUGAGAGCGAUUCUUGCAAGGCAUACACCAAUUUUUGCUCCUCUAGGUGUAGGUGUGGAUCAUUGAUGAACAUUCGGGUUCGGCUCCCAGAAGAUGAGCAAGUUAUAGGCUCCAUAGGAAAUGCUGUAGAUGGAGUGUUUGUCAGCUGUAGAUCCUCUUUCAUUAUCACAGAUGAUUUGAAAGUGAUGUUGAACUCUAUUGAUGAAUUAGUGAAGGUGCUCAAUGGCCUAGGCUAUCCAAAUUUAAGCGAGUUGCAGGAAAUGGUCCUUGAUGUUGGCUCUGACGAGGUGCUAACUCUACUGGGGAAUUUAUUCGCUUCAGAGUCUCCCUUAACAAGUACAUUCCUCAGGAAACAGUGCAUGCCAACGAUGCUUACAUGGCCCCCUCCACCUAUGUUAAAAACCGGACGAGCAGAACAGGGCAGAGAAUGCUAUAUUAAAACGUUUGUUGGAAAGUCAGAUAGAAAGAUUCUUUAUGCUGAGUGCAGUGAAGACUUCAUUGAUUCUCUUCUCACUUUUCUUGUUCUCCCUCUUGAGUCAGCGUCUUCGCUCUCCAAUAACAAUACCAUAUUGGGAUGUGUCAAGAAUUUGUGCAGAUGUGAAUGUAGAAGAGAGUUGCCUUACCGUUGUUGUCUUCCAGCUUAUUAUACUUGCAGUAAGAAUCUGCUUGAUAUUGCUAGCUGCUCGUCAGGAGCAUAUGAAUGUUUAAUUCCCAAGAGGUGUUUCACUACCUCGCUUUGCAAAUUCUCAAAACGGAUUGAAAGAUCUGUUCUUGAAAAAGGUGACAAAGUUGUUGCUUUGAGUCCUAUGGAUCCAAAGGAUUCAAAGUCUUGCUCUUCAAUGAUAGUUGAUACUGGGUUUGUCAAGAGAAAUACUAAAUUCAUCGUCUCUGAUGAUCUGGUUAUCACUCCAAUGAACAAAUUUUCAACCAUUGGCCUGUUAAAGAAGAUGGAGAUUAACAUGAAAGACAUCGAGGCUCGGCCGAUUUGCAUUAAGAAAGCAGAGCUCAUCAAUAUAUUGAGUGCCUCCUUGAUUUCGUCCUCUGCUUUAACCAACGGUCUCUCGUCCUUACUUGCAAAGAAGCCAAAGAUAGAAACUUGAGUUCAGUUUGAAACGAAACAGGGCUUUGCUUUUCCUAUGUUGUUGAAGACAUUCAAGCUAGCAGUUUGGUUUUGAUGCUCUUCUUCUCUAUGUUUCAUUUCGUUUUGGUUUUUUUUUUUUUUCCUGUCUAGAUAUUCUCAGACUAAUGGUUUUAAGUGUUUUGUUGAUUAUCUUCCUAAAUAAAACUUGUCUUGUCUUGCA
Messenger RNA from Camelina sativa (false flax), 1747 nucleotides. RefSeq lists its product as uncharacterized. The record is from RefSeq and is a predicted model, not a curated record. NCBI's taxonomy places the organism in Eukaryota, Viridiplantae, Streptophyta, Magnoliopsida, Brassicales, Brassicaceae.